Pediculus humanus corporis (human body louse) is the source of this 564-nucleotide messenger RNA. RefSeq lists its product as uncharacterized. The coding region runs from base 1 to 564 and encodes 187 amino acids. The record is from RefSeq and is a predicted model, not a curated record. Lineage: Eukaryota; Metazoa; Arthropoda; Insecta; Psocodea; Pediculidae. The transcript has 3 exons.
AUGACAUUUUUACGAUGUUACUUUACAGUAACACGACUUAAAGAACUUUUUCAAAAUUGGGAUAAACUCGACGAUGAUGAAAAACAAUUUAUCGACACGCAAAUAGAAAAAUGGAGUUCCCCGGGACAAAUACAACUCUACAAAACUGUUAAAAAAGCUCUUAACAAGUGGGGAAAAGUUCAAGAUACGGAAGGAGCUCCGGGAUGCGAACCUGGUUGGUUUACAUUUUCUUGCGAUUCACAAUUAGAAGAAGAAUUGAUAAACGUUUUACAAACGAUAGAAAAUCUUUUAUGUAAAACUAAAGUAAUAAAAUCAAACUUUUACAAUUUACCAAGCACUGCUGAAGAAUUACAAGCAUUGAAAAAUUUACCGGAAGUUCCUCCAUCGAGUCCCGGAUCCGAAUCCGAUGAUUUCCUUUAUUUAAAUUCACCUGAAAAACAAAGAUCUGAACCUUUGAAAACAUGCGGUCGAAGUGUGUCUGUACAUUCUGGUCGUGCUUUAUACAAUUAUUGCCACAGUGUUAAAUCAGCACCAUUAAUUAAAGAUGGCUACAAUACAGAUUGA